Cavenderia fasciculata is the source of this 165-nucleotide messenger RNA. RefSeq lists its product as uncharacterized. The transcript has a single exon. The record is from RefSeq and is a predicted model, not a curated record. The coding region runs from base 1 to 165 and encodes 54 amino acids. Lineage: Eukaryota; Evosea; Eumycetozoa; Acytosteliales; Cavenderiaceae.
AUGGAUAUGACCAAUUGUUGUUCACUCUUUUACAAACCAGUCAAACAUGUUGCAAGAAAUGAGAGGAUUACUUUAACCAAUCCAAAAGAGAAAUCUUUACUUUUGAUCGGUCAAAAGCAUUCACCGAUUAGUUCAAGUCUUUUUGACCACCAUCAUUAUAAAUAA